UAUUUUUAUAUAAAAAAUGGCAGCCAUCAUCUAACAAACUAUCAAUGCGUAAAAUGCUUCAAGUUUUCGAAAUGACUUUGUUGAGCAAUAUUGUAUUGAUAAACAAUGGCACAAUUCACACGAGUGUGCAAAUCGGAAAUCUGUUGCGUGGCUAGAAGUUAUGGAACUUGGAGGUACCAGCAGAAUCAUUAUGAAAUCUUAAAUGUUUCACCCAAUGCGUCCCAGAAAGAGAUUAGACAAGCUUUUAUCAAAUUAUCAAAACAAUUGCAUCCUGAUACUAGUGGUAAACAAAGUCAUACUGAUUUUAUAAGGUUGAAUGAAGCGUACAUGAUUUUAAGUAAAGAAAAUACAAGGCGCCAAUACGAUUUUGAUUUGAAGUAUAAUAAAUACAAUCCAUCUUACGUAAAUAACGCACAGAACACGCAAUAUAGCAGUCAAUGGGAAUAUGAAGUACGUACAGCAGGAGGACCAUGGCCGCCACCGCCUCCACAAACACCGAAUAAAUACUUUGGUCUCCUAAUAGCUCUUACGUUUGUUGGGUUAGGGUUGUUACAACUUGUUUUCAUGCUUUAUUCUAUAAAAGCAAGAAAGAUAACUUUGCGACAUACUCUAAUAGAAAAUAAAUAUAAACAAAUUCGAAAAUCAGCACAUAUUAAAUCCAAUAAGUUUUCUAUAAAAGAUCUUAAUACUGAAGAGAAUUUUAAUGAGUACCUGACUGCAGAAGACAGUAGUGAAUGUUAGUAAAAAUUUUAUUAGAAAUUAAAGAAAUGACAGUUAUUAGA
Atta colombica is the source of this 782-nucleotide messenger RNA. RefSeq names its product dnaJ homolog subfamily C member 4-like. Lineage: Eukaryota; Metazoa; Arthropoda; Insecta; Hymenoptera; Formicidae. The transcript is spliced from 4 exons. The record is from RefSeq and is a predicted model, not a curated record. Bases 106 to 741 code for a protein of 211 amino acids.